CCAGCAGCUCUGCGACUGUGCGCGUGCGUGGUGCGGCGGCGCCCGUCCCACUCACCGUCCGCCCCACCUGCUGCCGGCCUGCCGCCCCAAUCGCCCACUACUACGGAUAACACAACGGAAGGCGGACGCCGAUGGCCGCCGUGGCAAGCCCCGCCCUCCGGCUCCGCCCGAGGGCCGCCUACCCGUCGGCGCCCGCCUCCUCCGCCUGUCCUCGCUGCCGAUUCGGCUCCCUUGCUUACUCCUGUUCCAAGUUUGCGAGGCCAUUUCCAAUUCAGAGAGUCAAUGGAAGUACGACACAGCAUUUAGGUACUCUAAAAGGCCAAGUUUUAAGCAGAGCAGGCAACCAUGAUGGAAGGUUUCAUAUUAAGCCUCCUAUAUUCUUUGCUGCUACUGAUAAGCAGGAGCCAGUCGUUUCACUUACCUCGGACACGCUGGUUUCACAAGAGACAGAAAGUGAUGCUAAAGUGGCCCCUGCAUCUGAAAGCUCUUCCUACUUCACUGGCAGAGGUGCUGGAAAACCAGGAUUCAUCUCGUUUCAAGGAAGGAGCUUCCAAAAGACAACUGUGGAGAGUGUGCCGCAUCCUGGCAAGGAAGCAUCUAGAUUAGUUUGGUUUAUUGGCCCAACUAUCCUUGUGUCGUUCUUGGUUCUUCCAUCUCUUUACUUGCGCAAAGUGCUCUCUGCCGUGUUUGAGGAUUCCUUGUUGACAGACUUUCUUAUAUUAUUCUUUACCGAGGCUUUGUUUUAUGGAGGAGUUGCAAUUUUUGUCUUCUUGAUUGAUAAAGUCUGGAGACCUCUGCAGCAAGUAGCACCAAAGAGUUACAUUUGGUCAAAAUCCAGAUUUUUCCGUAUUUCCUCAGUUACAACGAUGGUUCUGAGCUUGAUAAUACCACUUUUAACAAUGGGCAUGGUGUGGCCCUGGACUGGACCAGCAGCAUCAGCGACUCUUGCCCCUUAUUUGGUUGGACUUGUUGUACAGUUUGCAUUCGAACAGUAUGCACGGCAUCGGAAAUCACCUUCUUGGCCAGUUAUCCCUAUUAUCUUCAAGGUGUACAGGCUUCACCAACUGAACCGGGCAGCUCAGCUGGUGACGGCACUCACAUUUUCUGUCAGAGGAACAGAGACAACAAAUCAAACUCUGGCUAUCAUGAACUCAUUAGGAGCAUUACUGACUGUUCUUCAAAUUCUUGGCGUUAUUUGUGUAUGGUCCCUCUCAAGCUUUCUGAUGAGGUUUCUUCCCUCUUCAGACAUUCCAGAUCCCUGACUUCUUGAAGCUUUGGUAGAAACUUUGGAACAUGGGGAUAGCUCCCUACUGUAAAUUUGUUUACACAGAGUCGGUUGACAUGUUUGCAAGGUUUACAUUGCUUGAGGGCUACUUGAUGCACUCAACGGCUGAUUAACUGCAGAGAAAUUGUUCAGUUGGUAGGAAUGAUGCUGUAUUCGAAUAAUCAGCAAAAUAAGAUGCCUGAGCUGUGCAUACUGUAGAAUGUUGAUGCAUAGCAUGACGUGUUUCCAUGCUCUUCUUGUGGAUCAA
Panicum hallii is the source of this 1532-nucleotide messenger RNA. RefSeq lists its product as uncharacterized. The coding region runs from base 132 to 1262 and encodes 376 amino acids. The transcript has 5 exons. Lineage: Eukaryota; Viridiplantae; Streptophyta; Magnoliopsida; Poales; Poaceae. The record is from RefSeq and is a predicted model, not a curated record. Gene Ontology annotation, cellular component: chloroplast.